Molecule: messenger RNA, 9708 nt
Organism: Lodderomyces pseudojiufengensis
Lineage: Eukaryota; Fungi; Ascomycota; Pichiomycetes; Serinales; Debaryomycetaceae
Gene: TOM1
Product: E3 ubiquitin-protein ligase
Exons: 1
Coding region: 1-9708 (3235 amino acids)
Biological process (GO): positive regulation of protein catabolic process; proteasome-mediated ubiquitin-dependent protein catabolic process; protein polyubiquitination
Molecular function (GO): ubiquitin-protein transferase activity
Source: RefSeq, a predicted model, not a curated record
AUGAUUAUUGAGAAAAGAGAGCAUCGUCAGAGGAUGGAAAUGUCUCCACCUGUAAAAGAUUUAAUUGAUAAAUUAAUAAAUAGUAAUGAUGAAGAAUUUUCUAAACUACUACUGGCAAAUAUCAAAUGGAAUAGAGUUAGAGGUGAUUUAUUACAUUGGAUUCCUAUUUUGAAUAAAAUCGAUGAUAUAUUUGCAAAAUAUAUAAAAGAAUAUGAUUUAGAAAAUGAAUAUCCAAAAUUACAAAUCAUACCAAAGGAAGAUACAAGUAAAUUAGUAACAUGUUUGGAAUUUACAAAUACUUUAUUGAAUAACUGUUCCGAUAAACAAAUUUAUUCCAGUUCUGAAAGAAUAUAUGCAUUAAUAAAUACACCUACUAUUGAUAUAAGGCUAAAAGCUUUAGAAGUAGCAGUUAUAAUUAGUGAAAAAUUUGUAACUUCAGGUUCUUCAAGAUUUUCAGCUCCAAAAAAUGUAAGAAACAAGAUACUUGAAAUAGCAAAAUCAUUCCCUCCAUUGGUACCAACAGAUUGUACUUCAAGACAAUAUAAUGAAACAAUACAAGAUGGAAGAUCAAGUGUAAUAGGUGAUCAUUUUAAUUUUACAGAUUUAUUAAAACCAAAUAAAAUUAUUCCGGAAAGAUGGAAAAGUAUAAAUUUUCAAUAUUACAAAUCUGUACCACAACAGAAUUCUAAAUCCAAUGACUCAACGAUUUCUGAAGGACUUCAAGUAUUUACAAUUCCCGAGGAAUCAGUGGCAAAAAAAUCCUUAGAUCAACUAUUCACAAAAGGUAUGGAAAUAUUACCAAAAAAUUCUUGGUUUGCUUAUUCAUUAGCUGUUGAAGUUUCAAAAAGUUUCCAAUCAAAUUCUGAAUCAAUAAAAUUAAGAGAAAAAUUAAUACAAAUAAAAUGUUUUGCAACUGGAUUUUCAUGUUGUAUGUUAUCAAAUCAAAAUACAUCAUCAAAAUUAUUAGAAGCUGAACCAUAUAUUUUAAGCUUUUUAGUAGAUACAAUUCUGCCUGAUAAUGAAUGGUUUGUCCCUAAUGCAGUUUUUUUUUCAGCUAUGAAAGCGUUAGAAUGCAUUUCAAUGAAAAAAAUUUGGGGUAGUGAUAUUUUACGAUGUAUGAAUGGGAAUGUUAGUCAUGGAGUUUUAUAUCAGUGUUUAAGACGUAUAUUAGUUAAAAUAACUACAGAAGAUCCUAAUUAUAAUGAAGAAGCAUAUAUUUUAUUUUUUAAUAUGCUUGGAAAUAUGAUAACAACAAAAAGUUUACUACCUCGUUUAACAUCAGGUGGUUUAUUAAAUGAUUUAAUACCAUUUUUGAAAAUUAGAUCAAAAUAUAAAUGGACUUGUUCAGCAGCUAUUCAUCUGUUAUCAUUAUAUCUUUCAGCAGAACCUGAAUCAUUAGAUGAAUUUAUUUCAAAUAAUGGAUUUACACUUUUAAUUGAUGCAAUAAAUGAUGAAGUUAUGUUUACACUUGCAAAUGUUGAAUUAUCACAACCAAAUUAUGGAGAAAUAGCUCCAUAUUCAAAAAUGCCAUUAAGAAGAAUGAAUUAUUUAAAAAAUUUAAUGAAAGUUGUUGCAGAUUUAUUAAAUUCUGAUAGAGGUGAUAGACUUCGAAAUUUAUUUGAUUCUCCAUUACUUUUAAAUUUUAAUCAAAUUAUUUUAAAUCCAAAAAUUUUUGGUCCUCAAGUUUUAGCAUAUACUAUUGAUUCAGUAUUUUAUAUAAUUCAUAAUGAACCUACUGCUUUUUCAAUUUUAAAUGAAGCAGGCGUUGUAGAUGCUGUAUUGAACAACUACAAAGAUUUAUUUUUACCAUUUGGUCCAUUAUUAAUAUCAUUACCAGAAGUUAUUGGAGCAAUUUGUUUAAAUAAUCAAGGUCUUGAUAAAGUUAUUGAAAAACAAAUUAUAAAAAUCUUUUUUGAAACAUUUUUUGAUUUAUCAUUAGCUAAAAUUUUGGUGAAAUCAGAUAUGGCUACAAAUUUAGGUUGUUCAUUUGAUGAAUUAGGAAGACAUUAUCCAAGAUUAAAACCUUUUAUUUUAUCUAAUAUUGAAGAAUUAUUAAAGAAAUUACAAACUUAUAUUAAAGAUAAUAUGAAGGGAGUUAAGUUUUAUGAAGGAAGAGAUCAGUUUUAUUAUGGAAAGAAUAAUGAUAUUUUAAGUAAAGAUGGUGAAGAAAUAGAAAGUUGGGAAAAUCAAGAUUGUUCCUUUGUGGUUGAUAAUGUUUAUCUUUUUCUUGGUGGUUUAUUACAAGAUAGUGGUCAAUGGGGUUCAGAUGUUGUUGAACUUAUUGAUUUUGAUAUAUGGCUUGGAUUUUUAACUUUAGAUGUUCCAUAUGAUUAUUUUUUAUCCAAUGGUAUAACAUCAUUAAUGGGAAUACUAAAGUAUUUUGAUGAUGAAAAUAGAGAUUAUGGGUUCCCCAAAGUAAUGAAUCAACUUAGAGAUACAUUUAGGAAUCGUAUUCUUUUAAAUUAUGUUCGAUGUCAAUCUGAUGAGUCAUUCUUUAAUCAAAUCACUAUAUCAGAAGCUAAUGAAUUAUUAAAAGUUUUAAACAAGGUUAACGUUUUAUUAUUCACUUUAACUGAGAUAUAUAUGAACUUGGGCUUGUUAUUUAAUGACAGAAUAAUUCAAAUAUUAGAGCAAUUUAAUUAUGACGAUUUCACAAAAGCACUUUACCAGCUUCUAGAAAGAAGUAUCAUUGAAGAAACAAUAAUCAGAAAUAAUACCCCAGAUAAAGUUUUGAAACUUACUUCAAAUUUUCCAAAUGAUAGUCCACCUUUGCAAUUACAUAUCGAAGGUUUUGAAGACACAAAACCUGACACUUCAUUUACAAAUCCUCAAUUUAAAAAUAAUUUACAAUUACGUACAUUUAAUUAUUUUUUCCAAGGUUAUAUUGCAUUGAUUUUUGCAACUGCUGUACGAGCAUGUGUACCAAAAAGAACUGAUUUUAUGAAUAGUCUUUCAAAAAAGUUUGCAGUAAGUUUUCUUCUUGAGCUUGCUGAGUUUAUGGAAAUGUCAUACGAUCGGAAAUUAGAGAAUAAGUAUAACUAUCAUUGUUAUGUAAUGGCUAUUUCAAAUGUUAAUUUAUACAUUUUGAGCCAAAAGGAAAGAAACAAAGAUAAUGUUUUCACACCUUUAGCUAUGGCUUUAUUUCAGAAAUCAUUUUAUAAAAAAUUAAUUGAUGUGACUGUCGAUUUGGUAAAAGAUUUGGUUGAAUUUGAUCCAAAACAAGUUCAAGAAACUGCAGAAUUAAAAUAUAUAAAUUCACUGCCUGUUAGUAUUUUAAAAAAUGCAAUAAGUCAAAAUAUGAUGAUAUUUGCUAGAUCAGUUAAUGCAGAAGAUUUUAGUAAUUUUCCUUUUGUGAAAGGUUAUUUUUCAAACGGAUAUGGAGUUAAUAUAGAAGCUGAAGUUAUUUCAGCAACUUUACUACAAAUUAGGGAUGUAAUACUUCAAUUAGUUGUAGAAUUAACAAAUUUAAUUACAAAAUCUAAAGCCGAAGGUUUGGAAGUGAAAAAUAUACCAACUCCAAUAAUCGAACAAUUAAUAUUCAUUGCAUCAAACAUUUAUAGUUCCAAAAGAGAAAUCCCAUCGGAAUUUGUUCCUUUAGAUGAAGAAUACUUAUUCCCACCAGAAGAACAAGUUGCUUUUCUUAUUUCAUUAGGAAUGUCGGAAUCUCAGGCGGAACAUUAUUUUGAACAUGAGAAUGAUUUGUCAAAUUUAAUCAAAGGUAAAGCAUUAUCUUGUCCAGAAUUUAAUGAAUAUACAAAAGAUGAUUGGAAUAGUUGGGCUCAAAUAGCAAAAGAAGAAGAAUUUGAUUUCAAUUUUUCCUUUCCUGAAUUUAAAAAGAGAAAAGAAAUUUUGCUACAAAGAGACCAAAGUUGGUCAGAUCAAACCUGGCUCCUUAUUGCAUAUACAUAUCCAAAAACAACUCAUUUGAUUGCUGAUUUAUUUUUAACUUUACACAAGGGAGAAAUAAUUGGUGGUUUGAUUGAUGCAGUGUCUAGUCAAACUGAUCAAUUGAAACCUGAAAAUUAUAGUGUUCAGGUACAUUUAAUAUCAUUACUUCUUCAAGAUGAUGAGGUCAGAAAACAAGGUGCUUUGAAAGAUGUUGGUAAAGUGUAUGAAGGUGAUAUAAUAAGCGAAUCUUACGUUGAUGAUUCAUAUUUUCAAUAUAUUAUGUCCAUUGUUGAGCAAAAAUUAAUAGCAGAAGAUGUUUUUGUUCCAAAAGUUUCAAAACAUGAGGACAUAAACUACAAGUUUGAUACAAAUGAGAGUCAUGUUCAAGAAUUGAAAAAUUUUUUAUGUGGUCAAAUUUCAUCCAUUAAACAUGUAGAUAAUUUAAGAUCUGCCAAUGGGUUAGCUCGUGUUCUUGCAUUACUUGCAAAAGACUUCAAUUUAGCAAGGGAAAUUUCCAAAUUUCCUAUCCUUGCUAAUUUAAUUCAAAUUUCCAAAACAGAAAGUACAGAUAAAGUAGCUUUAGAAUCUUUGAAAACUAGUGUGGUCCUCAUCAUUAGAUAUUGCUUUGAAUCCAAACAAGUUGUCGAAACUUAUAUGAAACCAGAAAUUCAAAAUAUUUUUGGAAAUAAUUUCAAACAAUCAAAAUAUCUUAAAACAAUAUUGAAAGAUAAUUUAUCAAUGUUAUUUAGGGAUUCUCAAGUAUAUGCAUCUGGUUUAUCUGAAGAAAUUCUCCUAGAAAAAUACGAUGGUAAAAUGAAUAUUACAUUUGGAGACUUACAAGUAAUCAAAGCUAAAAAUGAUAGAAAUUCUACAACUGAUACUGAAAUGUCUGGUGAGGUGAUAAAUGAAUUAAAAUCUGGUGUAAUAAUGAAUGUUUUAUUAUCAGAAUUAAUGGAUGUUGUAAAAUCAGAUUGGGUGUCUGAUCCUAAAAUAUCAGAAGUUGAAAAGAAAAAUAAAAAAGAAGUUGAUUUAUUUGAAAAUUCAAACUUUGCUUAUAUGUGCUUUUUGUUACAAAGUAUAACUGAAUUAGUAGGUUCAUAUAAACAAGCUAAAUUUGAUUUUUUAACUUUUUCAAGAAAACCACAACAAGAUAUAAAACCAAGAUCAACUGCUUUAAAUUUUUUCAUUCAUCAAUUAAUUCCGACACAUCUGUUGGAAAAAUCUGGACCUGAAUAUGAUAGAAGAUGUGCUAUUUCAUCAGUUGCUAAAAUGACUAUAAUGACUUUAAUUUCAUCUCCUUUACUGAAUGUUGAUGAUUCAACCACCACCAAAAAAGAGGAUCCUGAUCUUGCAUUGAUAAGAAGAUUUGUUGCUGAUAUAUUGAUCAAAAUCAUGAAAGAUACUUCACGUUCAAAUUUAUUAGCUGAAGUAAGAUAUGGAAAAUUACUUGACUUAUUUGAAUUAAGUGGAUUAUUAAUUUCAGCAAAAUUUAGGGACGCUAUUGGACCAAUAUUAAACAAAGAUGCUACAAAAUUUGACAUUUUUCAUAUCACAAAAGUUUAUAUUGAAAAACAUUUCCCACAAUUAAUAACUAAUUUAAUUGCAGAAUUUGAUUUGAAUUAUCCAGAAAUUGAUAAAGUUAUAAAGACAGCAAUAAAACCUAUUACUUUAUUAGGUAAGAACAAAAUAGAAUAUCAUGAAUUGUUUAAAGAAGAAAAUCAAGAUGAAAAUGAAGAAGAUGAUAUUGUACCUGAGGAUGAACAUGAAGAUAGAGAGGAAACUCCAGAUUUAUUCCGUAAUUCCACUUUGGGAAUGUACGAUGUUGAUAUUGAUAGUGAAGAAGAAGAAUUUUAUGAAGAUGGACCAUUGGAAGUGCUAAUGUCAGGAGAUGAAAUUGAAAGUGAUGAAUCUUCUGAACUUUCAGCUAUAGAUUCUUCGGGAGAUGAUGAUGAUGAAAGUAUUCUUGAAGAAGACGUUGAUAUGGAUCGAGGUUCAAAUGAUAAUGAAUUUGGAGAAGGUUCUGGUUCAGAUGGAAGUUUAGGUGAUAUUGAAAUUAUUGAUGAGUUAGAUAUUGAUUCUUCAAGUGAUGUUGAUGAGUUUGAUGAUUCAGAUGGAAGAAAUAUUGAUUUAGAUGAUGAAGAUGAAAGUGAAAAUGAAGAGGAUGAUGAUGAAUCCGAAAGUGAUUAUGACGAAGAUGAAUUAGACGGCUGGAUUGAAGCGUUUGAAGAUGGACACAAUGGAAUCGAAGAUGGACCUCGUCCUCGUGUUCACCUGAUUAGCAACGGCCAUGAUUCUCGUCAUUCAUUCCUAAAUGGAUCUAGAGAUUUUAGAUUAGACACUGAAGUUGUUGAUGAUGAUGAAGAAGAUGCUUCUGAAGGUGAAUUUAGUGAUAAUGAAUCAGAACUGAAUGUUGAAUUAAGAAUGGUUACACCUCAUAAUCAUGGACUUAGACGUAUCUUUGAUCAAGCUGGAUUUUCACAAUUAGAAAGGACAUCACCUGCAUUAUCAUUAUUAUUAGAUGGUCUUUUUAGAGAAGGUAAUUUCAGAGGUUCAAUUGAAAUCAGUAAUGAUGAAGGUGUUGGUAGGGGCUCCCAUAGAACUAUUAGUAGAUUAUUUGAAAAUAUGAUGCAUCUUGGACAAGCUGCAAAACAUGCAGAACAUACUCAUAAUCUUCAUAUUAAAUCAACAAAAGAAAGAUGGAUUGAUGCUUUUAAAAUGUUCAAUCCAAAAAAUAAAGAUGAUAUGGUUUUGAGAGUUAUACCUGGAAUUAUUAAUCAAAUUGAAGAAAAAAGUGCCAAAGUUUAUAAUGAAAAAAGAGCUGAAUUGGAAAAUUUAAGAAAAGAAAGAGAUGAAAGAGAAAAGAAAAGAUUGGAAGAAGAACAAAAGAAACGUGAAGAAGAAGCUAAACGUAGAGAAGAAGCUGCUGCAAAUGCUCCGCCAAGAGAUCCAGUUAUGGUAAGAAUUGGAGAUAGAGAUGUUGAUAUCAGUGGAACAGAUAUUGAUCCAGAUUAUAUUGAAGCUUUACCAGAAGAUAUGAGAGAAGAAGUUCUUGCGCUGUAUGUUAGAGAAAGAAGAGCAAAUGCUUCAUCUACAGAAACAGAUGCUAGAGAAAUUGAUCCUGAUUUUUUAAAUGCAUUACCUAGUAGUAUAAGAGAAGAAAUCUUACAACAAGAAUCAUUAGCUAGAAGAUAUGCAGCUUUUGAAGAGAAUGGAAAUGAGUUUGAAGAUGCAAUGGCAGAUCCAGAAGAGAAUGAAGAUGAAGAUGAAGAAAUUGAGGAGUAUGUGGAUAAUAUAAUUCAAUCAAGUGCACCACGAUCUAGACGUAGUAGUGCUGCUGUCACUACUAAUUCUACAGCCAACGAUUCAACCAAAUCUAAAAAGAAAUCAAAUAGCAAGAUAUUUUUCUUACCAUUGGUCGAUAAAAAUGGUAUAGCUGCUUUAAUAAGAUUAUUAUUUUCACCAUUAUCAAUAAAUCAAAGGGAACUGAUUUAUCAUGCCCUUGAAUAUAUGUGUCACAAUAAACAAAGUCGACUUGAAAUUAUGAAUAUAAUGAUUGGUGCAUUAAAUGAUCUUUUCACAAAUAAUAAACUGCUUCAAAAAAUAUAUUCACAACUUUGUUCAAGAGCAUUAGGUGGGAAAGAUGUUAAAAGUAGAGUUCCUUCAAAUUCAACUCCAAUUUCAGUUGGUAUUCAAUUAAUUGAAUCAAUUGAUUAUUUAUUAGAAAGGAAUAUUCAUUUAAGAUAUUAUCUUUUAUCCGAACAUGAAAUUACAUUUUCCGUUAAUAAAAAGGGUAAGAAAUCAAAAGAUAACAAAUACCCAAUUAAUAAUUUAUUAAAAUUAUUAGAAAACAAAUUAAUAGUAGAUGAUCAAUCAUUUUUGGAUAUUUUAGCAAGGGUUUUACAAGUUUCAACUCGUCCAUUACAUUCCUUCAAAAAGAAUGAAGAAAAUAAACAAUCUACACCAUUCCCACUUCCAACAAUACCGCAAGAAUAUUUGAAAUUAAUAGUAAAAAUCUUAACAGGUAAUGAUUGUUCAAAUUCAACUUUUAGAAGAGCCAUUAGUGCUAUGCAAAAUUUAGCUACAUUACCUGAAGCUCUGGAAAUUUUCACAAAAGAAUUAUCAACUCAAGCUAGUACAUUUGGUAAAAAAAUUAUAGUUGAUUUAAAUAAAUUAAGUACAGCAUUAAGUGAAGGAGAAAUAGAAGCUCGACUUUUUUCAAAAUUUAGUGCUCAUUCAUCUGAUCAAGCUAAAUUAUUAAGAAUUUUAACUGCAUUAGAUUAUAUGUUUGAACAUAGAGUUGAAAUUAACAAAAAACAAGAUAAUGAAAUUGAAGAAUUAACAGAAUUAUAUAAAAAUUUAGCACUUGGAAAUUUAUGGGAUGCAUUAAGUGAAUGUUUAAGAAUUUUAGAAAAAAAUUCUCAAUAUCAUAAUGUUGCAAAUGCUUUAUUACCAUUAAUUGAAGCUUUAAUGGUUGUUUGUAAACAUGGAAAAGUUCGAGAAAUUAAAGAUAAUUCUAAAUUUGAAAUUAAAAGAAUUGAUUUUACAAAAGAACCAAUUGAAUCAUUAUUUUUUUCAUUUACUGAUGAACAUAAAAAAAUUCUUAAUCAAAUGGUUAGAACUAAUUCUAAUUUAAUGAGUGGUCCUUUCAGUAUGUUAGUUAAAAAUCCAAAAGUCUUGGAAUUUGAUAAUAAGAAAAAUUAUUUUGAUAGAAAAUUACAUCUUGAUAAAAAGGAAAAUUCAAAAUUAUCAAUAAAUGUUCGUCGUGAUCAAGUAUUUUUAGAUUCUUAUCGUGCAUUAUUUUUCAAACCAAAAGAUGAAUUUAAAAAUUCAAAAUUAGAUAUUAAUUUUAAAGGUGAACAAGGUAUUGAUGCUGGUGGUGUUACAAGAGAAUGGUAUCAAGUUUUAAGUAGACAAAUGUUUAAUCCUGAUUAUGCAUUAUUUACUCCUGUUGUAUCAGAUGAAACUACUUUCCAUCCAAAUAGAACUUCAUAUGUUAAUCCUGAACAUUUAUCAUUUUUUAAAUUUAUUGGAAGAAUUAUUGGUAAAGCAAUAUAUGAUAAUUGCUUUUUGGAUUGUCAUUUUUCAAGAGCUGUUUAUAAAAGAAUAUUGGGUGAACCACAAUCAUUAAAAGAUAUGGAAACUUUAGAUUUAGAUUAUUAUAAAUCAUUAAAUUGGAUGUUAGAAAAUGAUAUAACAGAUAUUAUAACUGAAACAUUUAGUGUUGAAACUGAUGAUUAUGGAGAACAUAAAAUUAUAGAUUUAAUUGAAAAUGGUUCAAAUAUUCCAGUAACUGAAGAAAAUAAACAAGAUUAUGUUCGAAAAGUUGUUGAAUAUAAAUUACAAACAUCAGUUGAAGAACAAAUGGAAAAUUUUUUAAUUGGAUUUCAUGAAAUUAUACCAAAAGAUUUAAUAUCAAUAUUUGAUGAAAAAGAAUUAGAAUUAUUAAUUAGUGGAUUACCAGAUAUUGAUGUUCAUGACUGGCAAACAAAUACAGGAUAUAAUAAUUAUUCCCCAUCGUCAUUACAAAUUCAAUGGUUUUGGAGAGCUGUUAAAUCUUUUGAUAAUGAAGAAAGAGCAAGAUUAUUACAAUUUGCUACUGGAACUUCAAAAGUUCCAUUAAAUGGGUUUAAAGAAUUAAGUGGUGCAAGUGGUACUUGUAAAUUUAGUAUUCAUCGUGAUUAUGGUACAACUGAUAGAUUACCUUCAUCUCAUACAUGUUUUAAUCAAAUUGAUUUACCUGCUUAUGAAAAUUAUGAAACUUUGAGGGGUUCGUUGCUAAUGGCCAUAACAGAAGGUCAUGAAGGUUUUGGAUUAGCCUAA